AUGACAGUCUUAGUAGAUAAUCGAAGCCAAGGUGCCAAGAUGCAGGCGGUAGCGUCGAAUGCGCCGGGCCAGGACGAGAGUCCCCGUCGGACGUCGGAGCACGAGCUGCAGGAGCUGCAACCGAUCGCCGAGGAUGGGAAGGAGCGUCAGUGCGAGACCCACGCGUUGUCGCUCGCCCUCGAGGAUCGUGAGCUCUGGACGCGCUUCCAGUGCAUCACCAACGAGAUGAUCGUCACGAAGAACGGCAGACGGAUGUUCCCCGUCGUAAAGGUGAUCGCACGAGGGCUCGAGCCCGCCGCCAUGUAUACGCUGCUCCUCGAGUUUGUACAAGUCGAUCCGCACAGAUGGAAGUAUGUAAAUGGCGAAUGGGUGCCAGGGGGUAAGGCAGAAGUUGCACCACCAAAUCCAAUUUACAUACACCCUGAGAGCCCAAAUUUCGGAGCUCAUUGGAUGAAGGAAGCAGUGUCCUUCGCUAAAGUUAAGUUGACGAAUAAAUCCAACGGCAACGGACAAAUAAUGUUAAAUUCUCUUCACAAGUACGAGCCACGCGUCCAUCUUGUUCGAGUUGGUGCUGAAGAACAGCGGACAGUUCUCACGUACAGAUUUCCAGAAACGCAGUUUAUUGCAGUGACAGCAUACCAAAACGAGGAAGUGACUAGUCUGAAAAUCAAGUACAACCCAUUUGCUAAGGCUUUUUUGGAUGCAAAGGAGCGGCCAGCCGACUCUCAGACGUACCCGCAAUAUACCGGAGCUUGGUUUUUACCCCAACCAGCGAUGAAUUAUGAUUACGGUGCUGGAAUAACAGUGGCUCAAAGUCAAGCUUCGAGUGGCACAACGGCCGCUUUAUCUUCACCGUGUAGUAUUUCCUCUAGCAGCCACAAAAGCAGACCUGCCCCUUAUACACUGAGACAUAAAUACAUCCAUGAAGAGCAACACGUCGACCCAUAUGGACCCGUUCCACUGCUUCACUCGAGCACCUACAUGAGCGGUUGGUCACCGCGAAGUCCAGAGCAGCAGCAGCAGCAGCUCUCGGUCCUGCAACCAUGUCCAACGACUCUCAACCAGGAUUGGCCAUCCUCGCCAUCGCCCUCGCCUACCUCCAUCGCAAUAACCUCACCCUACCAGAGUCUCAAUCACCACCGAGUUGUCGCGAGUAAUAGCGUGACCGGUCUCUCUCCAAGCUCAGCUUUGUACUCCGCCAAUCCUGCUCAGGAACACGUCCAGUGCACCAGCGAGCAACAAUCCACCGCUUGGUUACACCCCACAGUCUCAGAGCAGAUUCAGCAGCAGCAACAGCAGCAACAGCAACAGCACCAGCAGCAUCAUCAUCAUCAUCAUCAUCAGCAACAGCAAUCCUAUCUCAAUCUCAAUUUGCAUCUGCAUCAUCAGAUAUCUUAUACGAACGGGACGAGUCUGCAGCAGAGCAUCCAUCCUCAAGACUCGCCGAUCGGUCAAGCCCAGGAUUACCCGGACUACCACCCUCACCCCCAUCCCCAUCCCCAUCACCAUCACCACCACCAUCACCAUCACCACCACCAAGAGGCUCAUCUGCAAAUGCAGCAACUGCAUCACCAUCAUCAGCACAAUCACGAUACCAAUUCGGGUGACGCGGAAGCCGUGAGCUUCGAUACGAAGGAUUCGAUCAAUCAUCAUCACCAUCAGCUCACCGGCACCGGCUACAACAGCAGGGCCGAGGAGUCAGCCGACGCUGCCAGGACCGAACACACGGUACAGAUAGACCGAAGAUUCGUCGGCAGCGCCGGAGUCAUUGAUCAGCAUCGUCAAGCUCAGCCUCAGGACGACCAAAUCGAGGACCAGCAGCAACAACAACAACAACAACAGCAGCAGCAGCAGCCAUCGCAACCAAAUUGGACGCCUCUGACGCCACCACCGGCACCACAAACCACGGCUAUUUGAUUACUUUGUA
Ceratosolen solmsi marchali is the source of this 1927-nucleotide messenger RNA. It is a transcript of the gene byn, whose product is annotated as T-domain transcriptional activator brachyenteron. Bases 1 to 1917 code for a protein of 638 amino acids. Gene Ontology annotation, cellular component: chromatin; nucleus. The transcript has 9 exons. Gene Ontology annotation, molecular function: DNA-binding transcription factor activity, RNA polymerase II-specific; RNA polymerase II cis-regulatory region sequence-specific DNA binding. The record is from RefSeq and is a predicted model, not a curated record. Lineage: Eukaryota; Metazoa; Arthropoda; Insecta; Hymenoptera; Agaonidae. Gene Ontology annotation, biological process: mesoderm formation; cell fate specification; positive regulation of DNA-templated transcription.